UAUCAUAUUUUUCAUUAUGUGACAAGUAUUCGUUACAUACGCAGUUAAAUAUUUUUGUUCCGAGUUUUAAAAAUUUGAUUACAAGAAGUUUUCGAAGUGUUUUCGAAAAGUUUGAUUUGUAUAUGAGUGAAACAACAGUGUUAUUUAAUACAGUGGUUGUGGAUGAUCUGUUAAUGUCGCCAUAUAGUCGUUAUGGUGUUGGCGGUGGCGUUGGGGGUGCCGUUGUGACAGCACAAACACAUACACCCCCUCAUCGUGUUGUGAAUGGUGCUAGUAAUCCAUCACCAACUGUUGUGUUUAUCGAAAAAUCAACAUCGAUAUAUUCGACAACAAAUAAUAAUUCUAGUAGUGCAAAUUCAAAAAAGUUUAAUCAUAGUAAUAAUAAUAAUUCAACAUCGACUACUUCGUCGGUGGGCUGUCGUCCGACCAGUACCACAGCGGCACGUCGAUUUUUAAGGUGGAUCAGCAGAUUGGGCCAUCAAGGAAAACCAGGUGUGUGUUUUAAUAGAUGUUGUUAUAAUAUAGGGGUCCUGGACAUGACAGCUACGGAAAAUACGAUCCGCUUCAGCGGACAUACUCUGGACAAGGCAACCAAAGCUAAAGUCACUUUAGAAAAUUAUUAUAGCAAUCUCAUAGCUCAACAUAUCGAGCGGAAACAAAGGUUAGCAAAAUUAGAAGAAUCACUAAAAGAUGAAGGUUUAACGGAGGCACAAAAACAAGAGAAAAGACAACAGCAUGCACAAAAAGAAACAGAGUUCCUUAGAUUAAAAAGAUCUCGUUUAGGCGUUGAAGAUUUCGAACCGUUAAAAGUGAUUGGUCGUGGUGCAUUCGGUGAAGUUCGAUUGGUACAAAAAAAGGACACUGGUCAUGUAUAUGCAAUGAAAAUAUUACGUAAAGCUGACAUGUUAGAAAAAGAACAGGUGGCGCAUGUGCGCGCUGAACGUGAUGUAUUAGUGGAAGCGGAUCAUCAAUGGGUUGUUAAAAUGUAUUACAGUUUUCAAGAUCCAAUUAAUUUAUAUUUAAUUAUGGAAUUCUUACCUGGUGGUGAUAUGAUGACACUAUUAAUGAAAAAAGAUACGUUGUCAGAGGAAUGUACACAAUUUUAUAUUGCUGAAACUGCACUUGCAAUCGAUUCAAUACAUAAAUUAGGUUUCAUUCAUAGAGAUAUUAAACCGGAUAAUUUAUUAUUAGAUGCUAGAGGGCAUUUAAAAUUGUCUGAUUUUGGUCUAUGUACCGGUUUAAAGAAAUCACAUAGAACAGACUUUUAUAGAGAUUUAAGUCAGGCAAAACCUUCAGACUUUAGUAAGUAUUCAAAUUUAUUAACAUCUUCAAGUCCAAUGGAUAGCAAGCGAAGAGCAGAAAGUUGGAAGAAAAAUCGAAGAGCAUUAGCUUAUAGUACAGUAGGCACACCCGAUUAUAUUGCUCCUGAAGUAUUUUUACAGACAGGAUAUGGACCAGCAUGUGAUUGGUGGUCAUUAGGUGUAAUCAUGUAUGAAAUGUUAAUUGGAUACCCACCGUUUUGUAGUGAAAAUCCACAGGAUACAUAUAGAAAAGUAAUGAACUGGCGUGAAACGUUAACAUUUCCACCAGAAGUGCCAAUUUCGGAGGAAGCAAAAGAUACUAUUGUAAGAUUUUGUUGUGAAGCUGAACGACGAUUGGGUUCACAACGUGGUAUGGAUGAAUUAAAAUUAGCACCAUUCUUUCGGGGUGUUGAUUGGGAGCAUAUUCGAGAACGGCCAGCUGCCAUUCCUGUUGAAGUACGAUCUAUUGAUGAUACUUCGAACUUUGAUGAUUUCCCUGAUGUCAAACUUGAAAUUCCUGCAGCACCGCUUCCUCAAGAUGGUGAAGUGAUAUACAAGGACUGGGUAUUCAUAAAUUACACAUUUAAAAGAUUUGAGGGUUUAACGCAAAGAGGUACACCUACCAAAAAGUAGAAUGUGAUAUAAAAAUAAUUUUAAAAAAUUUAAAAGUAUAAAAUAGUGGCUAUCUAAAGUGCAUCGACAAAUAUAGCAAACCUGAUAAAGCCUUAGAAACUCUGGUGCCUGCGUCGUGUCUGUGCGUCGUAAGCGUACAGAGCUUUCAUAAUAAUUCAUUAAAGAAAAAAAAAAAUGCUUUUUCGGAUUCACGAACACAACAACACCAUCAAUCAACCAUACACUUUCUCACACACAAAUACACACAUAUUAUAUAGUAUUAAAAUUCACCAAAAAAGUCGGCCUCCUCGAUUCUAAACAAAAAAACAAACUACUUCCUUAACCUUAAAAAUACACAAAUGAAUUUAUUAU
Molecule: messenger RNA, 2285 nt
Organism: Chrysoperla carnea
Lineage: Eukaryota; Metazoa; Arthropoda; Insecta; Neuroptera; Chrysopidae
Gene: trc
Product: serine/threonine-protein kinase tricornered
Exons: 5
Coding region: 123-1934 (603 amino acids)
Biological process (GO): peptidyl-serine phosphorylation; intracellular signal transduction
Molecular function (GO): ATP binding; protein serine/threonine kinase activity
Source: RefSeq, a predicted model, not a curated record